AAAAAAUGUAAGCGUCAUCUCGCUUUUUUUUUUCUCCUUCUCUCUUCUUCUUUCUCGCUUACCAUCAUCAUAUAUUACAACAUACAGAUACUUUGUAUACAAAUAAAAAAAAGCACAGCUACGUAGAAACAUCCAUUCACCGAUUGCCACAACCAACCAUCAACAUAAUGCAUCUAUCGCCAUUUGUACUAUCAUCCCUCGGCGUAUCUCUAUUACUAUUAUCAACGCAAAUAGUAUCAGCCGUGACCAUCUACGUGACCUAUUGCGGGCAGAACGAUGCAAUCACGAUUAUGGUACCACCUGACACAUGCUCAAAGAAUCUGGCGUACCAAGAUUUUUGUGGAUUCACGACGGAAGAUACUUCAACCAUCUGCAACCUCUAUAAUGAUUUGGAGUGUCAAGAACAACCGUUAUAUACUGGUACAAGCCUCAGUGCGCAAAACAAGGGCGUGGUUGCUUCGAUAAAAUGUCAAUAAAAAACGCUUUCAUUCCUGGCCUCACUAUCUUAUUGUUGGGAAAUAAAACCAAGCAUAUUAUUAUCGAAUGAAAGAAUUGAUUUGAAAUAAAAAAGAAGGGGCAGCUGCAGUAAUUCGG
Molecule: messenger RNA, 594 nt
Organism: Zychaea mexicana
Lineage: Eukaryota; Fungi; Mucoromycota; Mucoromycetes; Mucorales; Lichtheimiaceae
Exons: 1
Coding region: 168-476 (102 amino acids)
Source: RefSeq, a predicted model, not a curated record